Molecule: messenger RNA, 2815 nt
Organism: Parus major (Great Tit)
Lineage: Eukaryota; Metazoa; Chordata; Aves; Passeriformes; Paridae
Gene: NAGA
Product: alpha-N-acetylgalactosaminidase
Exons: 8
Coding region: 275-1732 (485 amino acids)
Biological process (GO): glycosylceramide catabolic process; glycoside catabolic process; oligosaccharide metabolic process
Cellular component (GO): cytoplasm
Molecular function (GO): alpha-galactosidase activity
Source: RefSeq, a predicted model, not a curated record
ACCGGAGCCGCGUCCUCCCGCACCCCUUCGCUCCGCCCGACACCUCUGCGGGGUCGCCACCUGGGGGGGACCUAAACCCCCGCCCCCAGAGUCGCUGUUGGGGUGCAGCAGGCACGGGGGCGGAGGUGACAGGGCGCCAGCAACGGGGUGCAGCUGCAAUGGGGUGCAGUACGGGCUGGGCGCAGUGCUGAUGGGGACCAGCUAUGGGGUGUAGCAGCAGUGGGGUGCAGCACGGACAGGGUGCGAUACUGACAGGGUUGCAGCGGGGGGAGCGAUGGGGUGGCACUGCUGCGGGGUGCAACACCGGCGGGGCGCGGUGGCUGCGGGCGGGCGGGAGGCGUGGGCGGUCGGUCAGGUGAUGCGGACGGCGUCAUGUGAACGGGGCCGGGGCCGGGCCGGGCCGGGAGAGUCGCUCUGGGCCCCGGCGGCAGCGAUGGAGACGAUGGUGCUGAGCGGGCUGGUGCUGGUGCUGGCGCUGGCGCUGCCCUCCCUGGCCCUGGAGAACGGGCUGGCGCGCACUCCCCCCAUGGGCUGGAUGUCCUGGGAGAGGUUCCGCUGUAACGUGGACUGCCAGGCUGAUCCCCGCAACUGCAUCAGCGAGCAGCUCUUCUUGGAGAUGGCAGACCGGCUGGCAGAGGAUGGCUGGAGGGAGCUGGGCUAUGAGUACAUCAACAUUGAUGAUUGCUGGUCUGCCAAGCAGCGGGACGCGGCUGGACAGCUGGUUCCCGACCCCAAGAGAUUUCCCAGCGGAAUUAAGGCUCUAGCUGACUAUGUCCAUGCCAGGGGGCUGAAGCUGGGCAUUUAUGGUGACCUGGGCGUCUUCACCUGUGGGGGCUACCCGGGCACCAUGUUGGAACACGUGAAGCAGGAUGCCCAGACCUUUGCCGCAUGGGGUGUGGAUAUGCUGAAGCUGGAUGGGUGCUACUCGUCUGCAGAGGAGCAGGCAAAGGGAUACCCAGAAAUGGCGAGGGCCUUGAAUGCCACAGGCCGCCCCAUUGUCUACUCCUGCAGCUGGCCAGCAUAUCAGGGGGGUCUUCCCCCCAAGGUGAACUACACCCUCCUGGCAGAGAUCUGCAACCUGUGGCGUAACUGGGAUGACAUCCAGGACUCCUGGGACAGUGUACUUUCCAUCGUGGACUGGUUCUUCACAAACCAGGACGUGCUGCAGCCAGCAGCUGGCCCCGGUCACUGGAACGACCCGGACAUGCUCAUCAUUGGAAACUUCGGCCUUAGCUACGAGCAGUCACGCUCCCAAAUGGCUCUGUGGACAGUGAUGGCAGCUCCGCUCCUCAUGUCCACGGAUCUCCGCACCAUCUCCCCCAGUGCCAAGGAGAUCCUGCAGAACCGCCUGAUGAUCCAGAUCAACCAGGACCCCCUGGGAAUCCAGGGCCGCAGGAUUGUCAAGGAGAAAUCCCACAUCGAGGUGUUUCUGCGCCCCCUGUCCCAGGCUGCCAGUGCCCUUGUGUUCUUCAGCCGGAGGACAGAUAUGCCCUUCCGCUACACCACCAGCCUGGCCAAGCUCCACUUCCCUGAGGAUGCUGUGUAUGAGGUACAAGAUGUGUAUGUCGGGAAGAUCAUCGGGGCCUUAAAGACAGCAGACAACUUCUCAGUGGUUAUUAACCCCUCAGGGGUGGUGAUGUGGUAUCUCUGUCCCAUGGCACUCCCGGUACAACCCUGGCACGUUGUCAGACAGCAAGCCCCUGGCGAGGGUUUCCGCCCAGCCCUUGUGUGACAGGGCCCAGGGGAUGGGAUGUGGACCAGUGCCAGGGUGAGCUGUGAGACCCCAGAGCACAUGGCUCUUCACUGCACAAGUGCCUUUUGCUGGUGAGCCCAGCAAUGCUGGGCAGUGACCAUCCAUCCCCUGGUACCAGCUUGAUGAUGUCUGCUCCGUCUGUGUAAAUCAGGAAUUCUUGUUGCCCACUGCCUAAGGGUGUGCAGAGCAUACUGCCUCGGUGAUUGCAAAGCCUUUUGAGAUCCUCCUGUGGAAGAUGCCAUACAAGUAGAAUCCAGCCACGACUGAAGUUUGGCAGCUCUGACACCUUCAUUGAGCUGGGUACUACUGGCAGCUGCAGAAGCUGUUUCAACUACACCUGUAGAAAGGCUUUGGGUGCUUUAGUUGGUGCUUUAGGGUUGUGACAUCCCCUUUUCCCACAGCCUCACACCCCAGGUGUGUGAUGGCGUUAACCUCAAGGAUCAGACUUGGUCACCUUCUUUCUUUUGCUCUAAUCAGCUUGGUUUAGAAUAAGGGGCUGUCUACAGGGCUGCAUCUCUCCCACAUAUCCGCACCAGGACCAAGAGCUCUUGGAGGCAUAAUGGUCCUGUGCAGUGAGGCUUUGCUUGCUCCAGCAGGCUGAAAACUCAGGGUUUCUCAGGGAAAGGCUUCUUCUCCCAAGGAUCUUUGCAUCCACAGCUCUAUCCUGAGGAGAAGCCUGCACUAAUAAACUGGAAGUGAGUGUCAGGACACUAAAGCCUCAACUGCUUCACCUUAAUACAGCAGUCUACCUAUGGAGGAGUUCUAGGUGACACAAGAUUAAGCCUCAGACUGGAUAAAUACGACAUUUUAGAUUAGGAAAAAAAAAAAAUUCUCUAUUCAGCUGUGGGAGGGCUCCUGGUCAUCUGUCCACUCUGGUUCCUGAAGGACCAAAUGGUUGAUUCUGGACCUCUCCAGAAACUUUCUCUGGGGUGCAGGGUCAAGAUACUGAACACAAUGCUUGCAGUUCUAAUAAGGAAAGACUUGCUAACAAAAGAAGGAGCUGGCUUUGUUCUUGGAGAGUGAUUGAGGCAAACUGAUUGAAAUAAAUGGAAGUAGAUCACA